Spinacia oleracea (spinach) is the source of this 1992-nucleotide messenger RNA. Its product is annotated as triacylglycerol lipase 2. NCBI's taxonomy places the organism in Eukaryota, Viridiplantae, Streptophyta, Magnoliopsida, Caryophyllales, Amaranthaceae. The transcript has 14 exons. The record is from RefSeq and is a predicted model, not a curated record. Gene Ontology annotation, molecular function: hydrolase activity, acting on ester bonds. Bases 382 to 1926 code for a protein of 514 amino acids. Gene Ontology annotation, biological process: lipid metabolic process.
AUACGGAAUAGUUUUAGGGGAGGUGUUUUUUAGUUUAGGUAUGUUAUUUCUAUAGUUUAGACAUGUUACUUUUUUUUUAAUAUAAUUUUAGAGGAGGUACUUUUUUAGUUUAGAUAUGUUACUUCUAAAUUUAGAUUUGUUACUUUUUUUAUAUAUAGUUUUAGGGGAGGCACACUAUUGGUUUCGCGCUCGUCACACCAUCAAGUUGAUGUGUGAGUGUGACUGGUCUCACAGACACGCGCUGUUUGUUCUCUCUCCUGUUUCUGUCGUUGUUUGCGGAAUAAGAAACGAAAGAGAUGAAUAGAAAAUUUCUGGUCUUUCAUCCCUCCGUUCUCUCUUGAAAAUCUGAGUGUGGUCGUUGCUGCUGAUCUGAAUAGAUAAAUGCAGAAUUUGCAGCGACUUCGAACACUUAAAUCCUCAGUUUGGAGGUCGGUGGGCAUGCCGGAGUUGAAAAAACGAGCUUCAAAUUCAUGGUGCGCUGUUGAAGACACCUAUUAUUCAACCAAGGAUACAUUUGAGAGGCACAGGGUGGUGUUUACAGUUGGUACUUCUAUAGCAUCAGUUGGUACUGCUUGGCUUGGAUACACUUUUCGUCACCUUCAUGACACAAGAGUUGACAGAAGACUUGAUUCAAUUGAACAAGCGAUGAAAAGCAACUACCAAAUUGAAAGAGAGGAAAUUCAGAAGAUUGUAGGUUCAGGAAGUUAUAGCACUGCAGCUUGUGCUGCCACUGCAGGGACGACUCUUGUUAUUGGGUAUGCCUUGGGAUGGCGAGGUGGAAAAUGGUACACAAACAGAAAAUUCAGGAGGGAGCAGAUGAAGUUACUAGGACAGGUCAAACCCAGAAGAUGGAGAUUACUCAUUCAGGUGACAACAAAAGAUGGUUAUAUUCUCAGCUUGCAACGAAUUCCAACAGGCUUGACAAACUAUACACUUGAAGACAGCAAGCCACCAGUGCUUUUGCAGCAUGGUGUUUUAAUGGAUGGAGUCACAUGGCUGCUUAAUCCUCCAGAUCAAUCCUUGGCAUUCAUUUUAGCAGACAGUGGUUUUGAUGUUUGGGUUGCCAACUCCCGUGGCACCAAAUAUAGCCUCGGCCAUAUGACACUAAGCUUUAAUGACUCGGCAUAUUGGGAUUGGUCAUGGGAUGAGCUGAUGGAAUAUGAUCUUCCAGAAAUAGUCCAAUAUGUGUACAAUCAAUCUGGUGAACAGAAGCUGCAUUAUGUUGGACAUUCACAGGGAACAUUAAUAGCCCUGACUGCAUUUUCCCAGCAGAAGUUGUUGAACAUGGUGAAAUCAGCCGGCUUGCUCUGUCCAAUUGCUUAUCUUAGUCGAAUGACCUCCCCGCUUGCUAAAAAUGCUGCUGAAAACUUUGUAACUGAAUUUAUGUACUGGUCUGGACUACAUGAAUUUGUACCGCGUGGAGAGGCUGUAAUGACGCUUCUUAAAGAAAUAUGCAGGAAGCAGGGAAUUGACUGCACUGAUUUUUUGACGUCUUUUACUGGUGUAAACUGUUGCUUGAGUACAUCAACGGUUUCUACAUUUUUGCAGCACGAACCUCAGUCAACCGCUACUAAAAACAUGAUCCAUUAUUCCCAAAUGGCAAGAGACGGAACAAUAGCAAGGUAUGAUUAUCUAGACCCAAACAAGAACAAGGAACAGUACGGACAAGCUAAGCCCCCGGAAUAUGACCUGACAAAUAUUCCAAACAACCUCCCGUUGUUCAUUGCUCAUGGAGGAAGGGAUGAGCUUGCUGAUGUUGACGAUGUCAAGUUCCUGCUUGAUAACCUUAAAAAUCAUGAUAGGGACAAGUUUUUCCUUCAUUUCAUAGAAGACUACGCGCAUGCUGAUUAUGUACUGGCUAUGAAUGCUAAGGAAUUCGUUUAUGAUCGUCUCAUGGAUUUCUUCAGGAAAGUAGAUCAAUCUUAGCUAGGGAAUUCAUGGAUAUUGUGGUGGUUGUAUUCCAUCUUUCUAUACAUUUUGUGGUUUUUUUGA